UUGUUUGUAGUCUAAAUAUUUAGGUAAGUUUUUAGUUGGUUUAUAGUAAAGUAAACAAACAGAAACAUGAGCGAGCACUCACCGGCGGGCUGCUCCCCGGUGAGUGAGGAGAAACGUGGAGCUUCGGUCCAGCCGGAGAACGACGGCAGCACCGGAGGAGACUCCAACAUGUCCAAGAGGCAAAGGAAGAAGCUUCUGAAGCAGCAGAAAUGGGAGGAAGAGAGGGACAUGCGGAAGCAGAGAAGAAAGGAGAGGAAGCAGCAGCGUCAGCAGCAGAGGCAGAGUAACCGGGAGCAGGAGAGAGGACACGGGCCGAGGAAACGUCUUCGCAGAGAUGUGACGCCCAGCUCUCUGAGGCUGGUGGUGGACUGCAGCUUCGAUGACCUCAUGCUUAUUAAGGACAUCCGGAAGCUUUACAAGCAGAUCCAGCGUUGCUAUGCUGAGAACAGACGAGCCUCGCGCCCCGUCCAGUUUUAUCUAACCAGCCUGGGAGGACAACUGAAGCAGAACAUGGAUGAAAAGGAUAAGGGAUGGAUUAACUGGAAGGACAUCACCAUUAAAGCUGAGCACUACAGUGACGUUGUGGCCAAGGACGAGUUGGUGUACCUGACCUCGGACUCUCCCAACGUGCUGGAGGAGCUGGACCUAAAGAAGGCCUAUGUGAUCGGGGGGCUGGUGGACCACAACCACCACAAGGGAAUCACCUACGAGAGAGCGGCAGAGUUGGGGAUUGAGCAUGCCCAGCUUCCUCUCGGAAGUUUCGUUAAAAUGAACAGUCGCAAGGUUUUGGCCGUGAACCACGUGUUUGAGAUCAUCCUGGCGUAUUUGGAGAAGGGCAGCUGGCAGGAAGCCUUCUUCACCGUGCUGCCUCAGAGGAAAGGAGCGGUGGCCGUCCACCAGGUCGGGACUGCUCAGGAACGAGGGGAGGAAGGUUCCAGUUCUGACUCUGAUCCAGACACAGAGCCAGCGGGAAAAGGAGAUUAAAGCCUCUGACGAAGCAACGCUUCCACCUUCUGGGACAGAAUUAUAAGAGGAGGAAGAAUUUUUAUUUUUUAUCAAAAAGCAAAGAAGCUUUUCUUUGACCGCAGCAUAUUUGACGUUUUGCUUUAUAUUUAUUGAUCGGUUAAUCUUAUCAUUUGACCAUAUUUCAGUUUAGCUCUGAUUUUUGUAUUUAGACCCGAGCUCUGUAGACGUCAGACCGUCUCAUUCAGUUGGCCAAAGAAAACAAAGACGUUAAGUUGCAUGAAAACAUCAUUUUAUCUAGUUUGUUCCCAGAUGUUGUGACAUGUAGGACUCUUAGGACACGUCAUCAGGGGUUAAGGGAACCAGUGCCGGACAUGGUGAUGAGGCCAAAGCUGUGAUAACCCUGGAAAGACAGUUCUGACAUAUUUCAGGAAACAUAUUAGGAGUAUAAAAACGGGAACAGCGAUACGUAUGUAUAAAGAUCUAACAUGAUGUGUUCAUUUCCUGUAUAAAGUGGUAGAAACUC
Messenger RNA from Nothobranchius furzeri (turquoise killifish), 1489 nucleotides. It is a transcript of the gene trmt10a, whose product is annotated as tRNA methyltransferase 10A. NCBI's taxonomy places the organism in Eukaryota, Metazoa, Chordata, Actinopteri, Cyprinodontiformes, Nothobranchiidae. The record is from RefSeq and is a predicted model, not a curated record. Gene Ontology annotation, cellular component: nucleoplasm; cytosol; nucleus. Gene Ontology annotation, molecular function: methyltransferase activity; tRNA binding. Gene Ontology annotation, biological process: tRNA N1-guanine methylation.